This is a messenger RNA of Coregonus clupeaformis (lake whitefish), 867 nucleotides long. RefSeq names its product kelch-like protein 23. Lineage: Eukaryota; Metazoa; Chordata; Actinopteri; Salmoniformes; Salmonidae. The record is from RefSeq and is a predicted model, not a curated record. The coding region runs from base 185 to 862 and encodes 225 amino acids. Gene Ontology annotation, molecular function: protein binding. The transcript has a single exon.
GACAAAGGAAAAGAAAGUUACAUUUAUGACUUUUGUGACAUCGCCCAUCCAAAUGAGCUAUUGGAUGCGCUGAGAGAAUUCUACUUAGGUAACAUCUUCACAGAUACCACCCUACAAUGUGACAAAGGACAAGUCUUUCACUGUCACAAGGCAGCUUGGUUAGCUCGCAGCUCUUAUUUUAGUCAUGUUCACAGCCGACAUCAAGGAGCAGUCAAACAACCUCAUCAAACUGACUGGGAUUGAUUAUGAAGUUCUGUGUGCUCUGGUGAACUACCUAUACACUUCCAGGGUGAGCAUCACUGAGACAAAUGUACAGAGCCUGCUGGAGGCAGCAGACUUCCUACAGUUCAACUCCGUGAAGAAUGACUUCCUUAUACGCUUCCUGGAUGUGGACGACUGCCUGGGUAUGCACUAUUUUGCUACGCUGCACAUCUGCCCUGAGCUGAAGUGGGAGGCACGAAGGGUAAUGCUCAGCAGGUUCCAGGAGCUCAUACAACAGUUCUUAGAGGUGGACUACGACAAGCAGAGUUCAAUCAUGUCUGCUAAGAACCUCAACAUAUGGAAGGAUGAAGUUCUCUUGGAUGCUGUGGUCAAAUGGGUCACCCAUGACUUUCUUAACCGUGUUGAUCACAUUCAGGACCUACUCUGUUUUAUCCAUCUUGAGCUGGAUGAGAUGCACUUCAAGACUGCCCUGGAUGUACAGAGACGAUGCUUACUGGCCAAUGAGGGGAAAGUAAGGGAAUUUAUUAUCCACGCUUUGAAGACCAACUGCAAAGAGACUUCAGCAAGCAGGAAAAAACUGUCCUCAAGCAUGUAUGUUAUUGGAGGGUACUCUGUGAAGUCCACAUAUGGGAUCCAUUAAGCAAC